AUGGCCAACCAUUGUAUGCUUUUGGUGAGAUUGGAUAUAAGCAACACCACCACCAAAUGCUCAGGGAUGAGGGACUGGUAUGUUAUGAAAGUGAUUAGCCUUCACAAUCAUAUGGACGAUAUGGUGCCCAAUAGAGAUAAUCUUCAAAUGGCUGUCCGUGGGAUGCAAAAGGAGUCCAAAACACUACUGUUCCUCAACCACCAGAAUAUUGUGAAAGUGAUCCGUGAGUUCAGUCUCCCGGACCCUUCAACUGGAGUUCCCUUUCUGUUCCACUGUUUCCUUAUGGAUCAGAUGGACGAGGAUUUGAUCGCACUUCUGGAUAAACAACCGGAUAAUUGUUUACCGGAGCCGAUGGCCAGGGAAUGGUUCCGACAAAUAGCCGAUGCAGUCGAUCACCUACACAAUGGGCUCCGGGAGCCGCACGGCGUAUGGAUCAGUCAUAUGGCUAUACGCCCGGCCAAUAUAUUGUGUAAACGUAUCGAUAACUCCGACAAAAGGAUAUAUAAGUUAACAGACUUUGAAGAAUCCGUUUGUUUUAAUGUCAGUGAUAGAGAUAUCUAUUCAGUGGACAGGCAUUAUGGGCCAUAUCGACACAUUGGAGAUAUACCUACAAAAUCGAUAGACGUAUGGGAUUUAGGCGUGUGUUUGGCUAUAACUCUUGUGGGAUGGGAUCUUCACGUAAACCUUUUGCGAUAUUUGGCUAAUACUGUAACUGAGCCAGACAUACAUCCCAUUAGUAGGAAUGAGCUAACCCAUGAGGAACUGGAUGUGUUUUGUGGUGUGAAUUUGGAUUUGUGUGCUUUGAUGGCAUGGAUUAUACAAACACCCGAUAAUAGGCCAACCAUUGCACAGCCGGGUCUUAGGGAACACCACCUCCAGGUGCUCAAUGACAUAGGACUGAGACUGGGCACGAAUAUAGCCAGGGUAGAGCUCAAUUUAUAUGAUAACCAAAUCUGGAAAAUAUACGACAUGUUUGACAACAAAUGGUUGGCCAUGAAAGUGGUGACCCUUCCCUAUAAUAUGAGACGCCGGGUGCCAAACAAUGCUAACCUCCGUAGAGCCGUCACC
This is a messenger RNA of Oppiella nova, 1068 nucleotides long. NCBI's taxonomy places the organism in Eukaryota, Metazoa, Arthropoda, Arachnida, Sarcoptiformes, Oppiidae. The record is from the annotation of a GenBank genome assembly.